Messenger RNA from Penicillium canescens, 2835 nucleotides. RefSeq lists its product as uncharacterized. The transcript has a single exon. The coding region runs from base 1 to 2835 and encodes 944 amino acids. NCBI's taxonomy places the organism in Eukaryota, Fungi, Ascomycota, Eurotiomycetes, Eurotiales, Aspergillaceae. The record is from RefSeq and is a predicted model, not a curated record. Gene Ontology annotation, molecular function: protein binding.
AUGGAGAGCUCCAGGGCGAGCUAUCCACUCGCACUAGGUGUGCUGUUCGCCCUUUUCAACCCAUCCACUGCUAUCUACAAUCCAUCCUCUGUAUUCCUCUCCCCGCAAAAUGACUCCCUCGCAUAUAUCCUCCGACCCAGCUCCACUGGCGAAACCGAAUUUCUGUCCUUGAACUUGUCCACCAGUGUCAAUGCCGACGACCUAUCAUACCAUACUCUGCUCAGUAGCACACCGUUCCACAAUACAGGGCAGAACUCAACGUUCAUUCCCGCGAUCGACGAUGAGGGGUCCAUAACCGUCUAUGCCGGUAACUGUCACAGCACAUCCGAUAGCCUGGCACUAUGGCAGUUCCACCCAAACAGCAACAGCCCAAUUGGCAACGGGACAUGGGACAAGUUGGCAGUUCAAACGAGCGACGUUCAGACUGCCCCAAACUACCUCGCAGCGGGGUUCACAUACUCCUCAUCCGGCCGUUCAAAUGAGACCGCCAUGUACGCCUUUGGAGGAUUGUGUCCAUUCGCAAACAGCACAGACCAGGCUUGGAUAUCGGCAGCAAAUUACUCUCAGUCGAUGGUGACUUUAAGCCCGAGUCCCUACUACAGCAACAAGUACAGCGCAGCCACCACAGGGAAGCGCGCACCACCGGUCGCAGAAGCGGGCAUGGCCGUCGUGCCGCUUCAGGCUACCUAUUCAGCCGAUUCAACCGGGAAACAGCAGGAUUUUCUUUUCGUUGGUGGCCAUACCAGACAUGCGUUCCUCAACAUGUCGACGCUUGCUAUUUUCUCGCUGCCGCAGCAGAGUUGGAGCUUCAUUUCGACCUCGGACAAGACACCAAAGACUGAACUGGCUAUUCGAGAUACGGCCUCUGUAGAACCCCGGUCUGGUCAUACAGCAACUCUCUCGGAAGAUGGAAAGAAGGUGUUUGUGCUUGGUGGCUGGGUGGGCGAUACGACUGUCCCUGCUGAACCGCAAUUUGCAGUUUUGGAAAUCAAAGAAGGGUUCGGUGGAGCCACAGAGUGGAUUUGGACGACUCCUUCUUCUGAAGGAAAGGGUAUCACCGAGGGUGCUGGCAUCUUUGGGCAUGGAGCCGCAAUGCUACCAGGAGAUGUGAUGAUGAUUUUUGGAGGAUACACCAUUCCAAAACAAUCAUCAAAACGGGCUGCAUCGACUGCGAACUCGCAAUUCUACCUCUAUAACGUAACAUCAAAUAGUUGGGUUACGUCCUACAGCAACCCUGCAGCCAGUUUCUCUACAUCCUCGUUGAGUCACAAUGCCAGUCUUUCCAAGGGCCAAAAGGCUGGCCUUGGAGUCGGUCUGGGUAUCGGAUGCCCUGCUGCUUUGGCCCUUGUAUUAUGUGCAUGGAAUUACCAUCGAAAACGACGUGUACGCGGAAAGCGAGACUCACAGCUUCGCGAGUUGGCUCUUGGAGCGGAACGAGCUCACUUCUGGGGUCGAGAUGACCCUAACCAGGCAAGCAGCAUUCGAAGCUCUGGAAUGAGCGAGAAAAGAGAUUCUUCUGCCUACCCUUGGUCUGCAAACCGCAAUGCAGCCACACGGCCCAACUGGAACGACCAGGGCGAAGGCACGGCAGAGAGAACUGGGCUACUCAUGGAUCCUCCCAGUCCAGUCAAGAACAACCGAGCUCCUGUACCUGUGAAUACGAGACCGUGGUCAUAUCGUAUAUCUGGGCACAGUGAAUUCCGACGCAGUGAUGCUACCAGCGAGAUCCACCCUAUCGAUGAGCGCGAGGAGGAUGAAGCUAUCUUCAGAGAACGCCUGAUGGCAACCAUUCCCGCUGGAAAUGGAGCCACAAAAACUGCGGAGCCCGAGCCUGAAGACCCAUUUUCGGAUACUCCCUACGCAACUCCUCGAAGCACCAUCUUCGGCGUUGGCCUGGGUCCAUUCUACAGCCGACGAAAGGAUAUUGGAUCCGUUGAUCCCGGGUCUCCAACCAAGAGCGAACGAACGCAAACCAGCCUAUCCGAUGCCUCAGCUUUCUCCUUCGCCUCUUCUCAACCAGUAGGCAAAGUAUUAACAGCACGAGCCAUGGUUGUUGACAGACCCGUGAGCUGGGCAAGCAGCGGCCGUCAAUCCCUCGAAAAUCUCGCCGCAGCCUCAACACAUAGUGACCCUGACAACACUGCCCCAUCUGAGAAGUCAGCCUCAGCGGACUCUUACUCAACAGCACAGACAACCAUGUCUCAACGCCAAGCAGAGAAUGACUCCCUUCUCUUCGACGCCCUCGACCCAGUCAACCCAUUCGAAUCAUCUUCCCCUUCAAAACUCCGCCGAGAUUCUAGACCCAGACCCUCAGAAUGGGUUAUGCAAACAAUGCGCCGAGCUCUAACAAUGACCCGCGGCGGCUCGCCAUCCCAGCGAGACUCUCACAAGACAGCCCCGCUGGCAUCUGGCAUCGACCGCCGCAGCACAGUCAUCGGCUCAGGCCAACUGUCUCCUAUAACAGGAUCGGGACCAGGCACUCCCCGCCGAGCAGUCAGCGCAUCCGCCGAACUCUUCCGCCGCAAACAAGGCGCCAAGGACUGGAAUGCACGCAAACGCGUCUCAGACGACGUCUUCAAUACGGCUCGCUCUACACGCGAUGAUCUUUUCAUCGGUGCGCCGGGGUAUCUGGGCAAUGAGGAUGCAUUUGUCGAUGAUGAGGCUGAUGUGCAUGAUUGGGAUGUUGAAGGCGCUGCUGAGGGUCGGCGCGUGCAGAUAACUUAUACCGUUCCUCGGGAAAAGUUGCGCGUUGUUAAUGCUACUGCCGGUGAUAUGGAUGCUAUCUCCGAGCAGUCCAUUAGUCGUGCGACUGGGAAUCGGAGAUUGAGCACUUAA